This is a messenger RNA of Nanorana parkeri, 4027 nucleotides long. It is a transcript of the gene ATP13A3, whose product is annotated as ATPase 13A3. NCBI's taxonomy places the organism in Eukaryota, Metazoa, Chordata, Amphibia, Anura, Dicroglossidae. The record is from RefSeq and is a predicted model, not a curated record. Gene Ontology annotation, molecular function: ATPase-coupled monoatomic cation transmembrane transporter activity; polyamine transmembrane transporter activity; ATP hydrolysis activity. The transcript has 32 exons. Bases 321 to 3971 code for a protein of 1216 amino acids. Gene Ontology annotation, cellular component: late endosome membrane. Gene Ontology annotation, biological process: intracellular calcium ion homeostasis; polyamine transmembrane transport.
CUCCCUCCUGUGAUCACACACUCUCCUCCAUCCCUCUCUAUGGUAUCCCCCCCGCCUUCCUCAGCGCGCACAGCCUUGUGUGUCUCCCGCUUGUCUCUCGCCUCCUGUCACUCUCAGUCUCCGCAGGUCUCAGGCUCCGGGCCUCGCAGCUACCAUGGGCCUUAGGUGAUAAACCGAGCGGGCCGCCGGAUACAGCGGGCGGGGAGCAGAGCUACCGGAGAGUUUGGAUCCCGGGCCUGACCGCCCGCACCGGGGGCCUCAAAACCGGCAUAAGCCCGGUAUUUUAAAGUGAGGUGGGAAGACUGCACAGCUCAGAGAAUAUGGAGAAUGGAGGGAAGAUCAAUAAAGACCAGGAAGAUGAGAUGGAAAUUAAUGGUUACAAUCUGUGCCGGUGGAAGCUGGCUCUGGUAGCGGUAGGAGUACUGCUUACUGGUGGCUUCCUGCUGCUCCUUCUCUACUGGCUGCCUAAAUGGCGCGUGAAGGCAACGUGCUCUAGAAGGACGUUGAAAGAUUGUGAUGUUGUGCUAAUGAGAACCACUGAUGAAUUUAGACAAUGGUUUUGUGCAAAAGUACGAAUACGAUUUUGUCCUGCAACCGACCCUCUUCAGAGUCCUGAAUUCACGACAAGCAAAGUGGCCAAUGGACAUGCAAGCCACCUUCCUGAGAGUCCCUCUGAACAAAAUGAAGAUCAUCCAAUGAAUAAUGCAGCAGUCCCAUCACAAGAGGUUCGUUAUUUUGUUCAUCACAGUGUGACUUAUUUCUGGAAUGAUUCGCAUCAAAUGUUCAGCUCCUUGGCGGGUCUGGAUGAAGGGGUUUCCUGUUCUGCCAUGCACAGUGAGCACAGCAAAGGAUUAAGUAAAGAAAUUCAUGAUUACAGAAAAUUAUUUUUUGGAAUAAAUGAAAUUACAGUUAAAGUGCCUUCUCUUUUUAAGCUUCUGAUUAAGGAGGUUCUCAACCCUUUUUACAUUUUUCAACUGUUCAGUGUUAUUUUAUGGAGCACAGAUGAAUACUACUACUAUGCAUCAGCCAUUGUCCUAAUGUCUGUUAUAUCCAUUAUCAGUUCUUUGUACACCAUUAAAAAGCAAUAUACAAUGUUACAUGAUAUGGUUGCAGCUCACAGUAUCGUCAGAGUUUCCGUGUGCCGUGCAAAUGAAGAGGCAGAAGAAAUCCUGUCUACGGAUCUAGUACCUGGAGACAUCAUUCUUAUUCCACCUAAUGGGACCAUAAUGACAUGUGAUGCUGUCCUGAUUAGUGGAACUUGCAUUGUAAAUGAAAGCAUGCUAACAGGUGAAAGUGUUCCUGUGACUAAGACCAACUUGCCAGAUCCUUCUAAUUCCAGAGGAGAACAAGAUGAAAUCUAUAGUACAGAGGUUCACAAGCGCCACACAUUAUUUUGUGGGACCAAUGUCAUCCAAACGAGAUUUUAUGCUGGAGAGCCUGUCAAAGCCAUAAUUGUCCGGACAGGAUUCAGCACAUCUAAAGGACAACUUAUCCGCUCUAUAUUGUAUCCAAAGCCAACAGACUUCAAGCUUUACAGAGAUGCCUAUCUGUUCCUGCUGUGUCUCGUUGGGGUGGCUGGGGUCGGGUUCCUUUACACAGUUGUAAAUAGUAUUUUAAAUCAGGUCCCAGCUAGCAUUAUUGUUAUUGAAUCACUUGACAUCAUAACCAUUACAGUACCUCCUGCCCUUCCUGCUGCUCUAACUGCUGGGAUUGUGUAUGCACAGAGGCGCCUGAAAAAACUUGGAAUUUUUUGUAUCAGCCCACAGAGAAUAAACAUUUGUGGACAGUUAAACCUCGUAUGCUUUGACAAGACUGGCACUCUUACUGAAGAUGGGUUAGACCUGUGGGGAAUCCAGAGAGUAGAACAUGUUAGGUUCCUUCUGCCAGAAGAGAAAGCUUGUAGUGAUGGUUUGGUAAAGUCUCAGUUUGUUGCAUGUAUGGCAACCUGCCAUUCACUCACGAAGAUUGAUGGAGUGAUUUCAGGGGAUCCUCUAGACUUAAAAAUGUUUGAAGCCAUAGGAUGGAUUCUAGAAGAAGCCACUGAGGAGGAGACUGCACUACAUAACCAGAUCAUGCCAACAGUUGUUAAACCUCCUAAACAACCCAGCACAGAGCUCAAACCUGCAGGCAGUGAAGAAAUGGAACUGUUUGAAUUACAGACAUCAUAUGAGAUUGGAAUAGUACGACAGUUUCCCUUCUCUUCAGCUUUGCAGCGUAUGGCUGUAGUUGCCAAAGUGCUGGGAGAAAAAAAGAUGGAUGCUUAUGUGAAAGGAGCUCCAGAAGUGGUAGCCAGCCUUUGUAAGCCGGAGACAGUUCCAUCAGACUUUGCAACUGUUUUAGAGGACUACACAAGGGAGGGAUACCGUGUUAUUGCACUUGCACACAGGAAGCUGGAGUCAAAAAUUUCGUGGCACAAAGUCCAAAAUAUUAGUAGAGAUGCCAUUGAAAACAACAUGACAUUCUUGGGGUUGAUUAUUAUGCAAAAUAAACUAAAACCAGAGACUCCAGGUGUACUUGAAGACCUUCGCAAAGCCAACAUUCGUAUGGUCAUGGUCACAGGAGACAACAUGUUAACUGCAAUUUCUGUUGCCCGGGACUGUGGAAUGAUUCUACCUCAUGAUAAAGUUAUUGUAGCGGAAGCACUACCUCCAAAGGAUGGCCAGGCUGCCACAAUUAACUGGCACUAUGCAGACACCAUGCCAAGGAGCAAUUUAAAUGCCAUUAACUCAGAGGCAGAAAAGAAAGCAGCAGAUGACAGUCUGGAUGAGAAUCUGACGGUCGAUUACCAUUUUGCAAUGAAUGGGAAAUCAUUUUCAGUUAUUCUGGAUCAUUUUCAGGACUUGCUUCCAAAGCUGGUGUUACAUGGUACAGUGUUUGCCAGGAUGGCUCCUGAUCAGAAGACACAGCUGGUGGAGGAAUUGCAGAAUGUCGAUUACUAUGUUGGCAUGUGUGGCGAUGGCGCAAAUGAUUGUGGAGCACUGAAGAGAGCUCAUGGCGGCAUUUCACUAUCGGAGUUAGAAGCAUCUGUAGCAUCACCCUUCACCUCUCGGACACCCAGCAUUGACUGUGUGCCAAAGCUAAUACGGGAAGGACGUGCAGCUUUGAUCACUUCCUUUUGCGUGUUCAAGUUCAUGGCUCUGUAUAGUAUUAUCCAGUAUUUCACUGUCACCCUGCUCUACUCUAUCCUUAGCAAUUUAGGAGAUUUCCAGUUUCUCUUCAUUGACCUGGCAAUCAUACUGGUUGUGGUGUUUACAAUGAGUUUAAACCCAGCCUCGGAAGCGUUAGUGGCACAAAGACCCCCAUCCGGUCUAAUAUCCGGACCCCUUCUAUUUUCUGUUCUUUCCCAAAUACUAAUUUGCUUGGCAUUCCAGACCAUGGCUUUCCUGCUUGUGAAACAGGAGCCCUGGUACGAGGUCUGGACACCCACUAGCAAUGCAUGCAAUGUCUCCUUAGAUGAUCAUCAAAAUGCCACUGAAGUUGAUGAGCAUAACAUCUGCAACUAUGAGAACACAACCCUGUUCUAUAUAUCCUGCUUCCAGUAUCUUAUUGUGGCAGUUGUAUUUUCAAAAGGAAAACCAUUUCGCCAGCCCAGCUACAAAAACUAUCUCUUUGUAAUAUCAGUGUUGGCUCUUUAUGCCUUAAUAGUAUUCUUCAUGCUGUACCCUAUAGAAUCCAUUGAGCACUUCUUUGAGCUGGUCUGCGUCCCAUUUCAUUGGCGUCUAAUAAUGCUGUUCAUUAUUAUUGGAAAUGCACUCACAUCAGUUUUGGUAGAGGAUGCCAAUGAUCGUUGGGGAGGGCGAUUCUUGUCCUUUUUGUGCUUCUGGAGAAAAAAGAUGCCUAAAGCCAAAUACAUGCACUUAGCACAGGAACUGUUGGUGGAUCCAGACUGGCCACCUAAACCAAGAACUACUACUGAAGCAAAAACAUCUGUCGAAGAGAAUGGAGGCCACCAUGUUGUCACAAUUACGUAGCAGUUGCUUUCAGUGGUUUUUAUUUUGUUUCCAAUAUGAUUGUCCGAUUUGCAGUG